Molecule: messenger RNA, 2124 nt
Organism: Hibiscus syriacus
Lineage: Eukaryota; Viridiplantae; Streptophyta; Magnoliopsida; Malvales; Malvaceae
Exons: 9
Coding region: 121-2004 (627 amino acids)
Molecular function (GO): ubiquitin binding
Source: RefSeq, a predicted model, not a curated record
AACACCAAAAAUAGUUUAUAAAUCAGAAAUUAAAAUUUAGAAGAAAAAAUACCGACGCAUCAAUCUCUCCUUUUCACUUUCUCCCCUCGUUCGCUCAAUAAAGGUUAAUAGCUUUCCGGAAUGGUAUUCAAUAAGGUUUAUCAAUGUUUGCUGGAUAUAUUUCCGCAGGUUGAUUCUCGUAUUCUAAAAGCUGUUGCUAUUGAGAACUCUAACGAUGUUGAUGCAGCGGCUGAGAUUAUUCUGUCUGAGAUUAUACCUGACCUUUCUAAAAUAACUGCGGUUGCCAUUUCUUCCUCACAGAACCAGAGUCCACACGUGCAACCAAAUGAAGAUGCAGCUGCAGAUGAGAAAGAAAGCAAUCAGUUGAAGAGGCGAAAGGUAUUGGUUGGAAAAAGAUCAUGCUCUUCUACAGAACCAUUGCUGGAAACAAGUGAAGUUGUCAGAGAAACUUGUCUUACCAAUGUUGCCAGUAAUGCGGGUCCUCUUGAAGCACCAAAAGUCUCAGCUGGUUCAAAAUUCCAUGAGAACAAUAAUAAUGAGGCUGCUGAUGUUGAAACCGAGGAAUUGAUUUUGUUGGGGAAUACUGAAAUCCGGAAAGAUAAAUCUAGUUUAUGCUUGAAUGCAUCAAAGGUUGAUAAUUCUCUACUAUAUACAAAUCUUGAAACCGAGGAGUCGGGUUCUUCAAGUCGAGGCCCAACCACAGACAUUGAAGAUGUGUUUUCCUGGACUCCCCAGGUUUCACAAUUCAACUCGGCUGAUGAUUCAACUUUGCUUUUGGAGAUAGCUUGUAGUAGCGGCAGCUCCAAUGAUAAGUUAAAUUUUGAUGAACCCGUGAAUUUGAAUGGAGAUUUGUGCAGAACCAGCUCAUUAAAUGGAUCCAUGGUAGGUGAAGAAAAUUCUGCUGGUCUGGUGGUUCCAUCAUAUUCUCCAGAACAAUUUACAGAAGGCAUGAGGACUGAUCAGCAUUUUGAAAGUGGUUCUGUGAUUCACUCUAUUCAUUCUGAGAAACAAGAAAAAAGUUCUGUAGACUUUAAAUCCCAGCAGGACUGCUUUGGUGACAUGAGUGAUAUUGAGGAUGAUAGAUUCAAUCAUGUUGUCAUUAGAUCUAAUCAAACAUGCAGAAUCAAUAUACUUGAAGAGAUCAUUGAAGAUGCUAAAAGUAACAAGAAAAUUUUGUUUCAGACCAUGGAGUCCAUUAUGAACCUGAUGAAAGAAGUUGAACUCGAAGAGGCAGCUGCAGAACAAGCAAAAGAGGAAGCUGCAAGGGGGGACAUGGAAAUUCUCCUCAAGAUGGAGGAACUUAAACAGAUGCUGCCACAUGCAAAGGAAGCAAAUGACAUGCAUGCUGGAGAAGUAUAUGGGGAGAAGGCAAUCCUUGUCACUGAAGUAAAGGAGCUUGAAAAUCGCUUACUCAGCUUAUCAGAUGAAAGAGAUAAAUCUCUUUCCAUUCUUGAUGAGAUGCGUCGAACCCUUGAAGCUCGGCAACUUGCUGUGCAGGAGUUGAUGAGAGCAGCAGAGCAGGAAAAGCUGGAAAAAGAAGAAUCUGCUCGUAAUGCUCUUGCUGAACAAGAAGCCAUUAUGGCGGGGGUGGUUGAAGAGUCCAAGAUUCUAAGGCAGGAGGCGGAAGGAAAUUCCAAGUUACGUGAGUUUCUUAUGGACUGCGGUCGAAUUGUGGACACAUUGCAGGGAGAAAUUUCUGUUAGUUGUGAGGAUAUACGAGUGCUUAAACAGAGGUUUGAUGAACGCAUUCCAUUAAGUAAAUCAAUAUCCUCAAGCCAAAGCAGCUGCAUCCUGGCCUCCUCCGGGUCAUCUCUGAAAAGUGCGGCAUCAGAUCUUGGUUCCGGACAGUGGGAAACAGCUAAAACCCCAAAGAAAAGAAGCCUGACACCAUCUGUUGAUGGACAAUCACCCAAAAGCAGAUCAUCGGAUGAAAGAAACAAAGCUGAUGGCAAAGAACUGUCAGAUGAUGGAUGGGAAAUUUUUGACAGAGAAGCUGAAUUCUGAGCUGUACAGUGAAGCCAUAUUAACCAACGAUGCAUUGUAAGAAUCCCCCCUGGUUAUAAAUAUCAUUUUGAAGACUGCAUUUUUAUUCUAAUAACAAUGUGUGACCGAGUACCUUGAUCC